Molecule: messenger RNA, 3252 nt
Organism: Hydatigera taeniaeformis
Lineage: Eukaryota; Metazoa; Platyhelminthes; Cestoda; Cyclophyllidea; Taeniidae
Source: the annotation of a GenBank genome assembly
AUGUUGGAUUCGCACUUUGCCGCCCUAGGGGGCGCAGUACCUUCCAAAUGCUUGCCUUCUCCAAGAACAGUGGCUCGUGUAGCCUCGAAUAAUCACCGACCUGGUGGUGUUGGCAGCACACCCUUUUCCCUUCGCCGGAGAUUUCAACGUAUUGAUCCAGUUGCUGAUGACUCUGAACCAGCUAACGCAAACUCCUCUCCUCAAUUGCCUCGUUCAUUAUCGCGCAAUUAUCCAAUUACGCAUCCUGCUUGUGACCCACCUUUGUGUUCAGACUGCCGACAAUUUGACGCCAAGUUCCCUCAUCAUUCCGAAAUCACGAAUGCUACUGACGAAACCGGAGACGAAGAACCUGAUUUUCAGCUCCUGCUUGAUCCAGAUCGUCCUUUGACUCCAGACUACAGCGAAGAUGAUAUUGUCCGGAUGAUGCUGACGGCAGCAGCUUCAAAUAGCAGCAAUGGAGGUGGUCGUCUGCGGGGUGCGUGGUGGUGCGACAAGUGCGUUGCUCUUCUCUCCGCUCCCGACGUCGAAAUUGGCAACCUCUUUGCUCUGCUGCGUCAGUGGACGCCCUCAACUCAGCUCCAGCUGGAUACAAUUGUUAUGGAGAUUUUGAAGCGUGGUGCCCACGUGGAUGACAGGGAUGGCAUGACUGAUAUGACCCUCCUCCACUACACUGCAAAAUCAGGUGCUCUUGGGAACGAGGAUCUUGCGUGCAAUGUUCGCGAGGCAGGACAACUUUCAUUUACGCUCUAUCGAGAGGCUCUAAGAGGGCGAUCAGAUGGCUACCAAAUACAGGACCGAGAAGUGCUUGCGACCGUGCCUCUCUCCUCCUCUCUUCUUUCCUCUGCAUUGAAGGGCUCUCCUCUCCCACGCCUGCCCUAUCUACUCUCUCAACGGGUGAUGCCCAAGGAUUUGUCAAAUUUGAGUUUGCGACUAUUCAACACUCUCCUCCCGCGCAUUUCUGCCAUAUUUGAGAAUGCAAACAGUCAAACGCUUACCUUCAAACCGGUUGUCGGUUUGCUGAGAUCUGGCGAUGAGCAAUGCCAUUUGGUCUCGCUUGAGGAUGUAUAUGGCCGGGUGGAUGCGAGGAUGGUAGACGAACGUCCAGAUGCAAAGGUGUUUCGGUCUUUUAGAAUUGCAGAGUUCCUACUAGACCAAGGAGCAUGUCUAGAAGCGCGUUCAGGGUGGGAGGACAUGACACCCCUUCACUUGGCAGCAUACUUUGACUGUCCACGGGUGGCACAACUUCUCUUAACUCGCGGUGCCGAUCCACUGGUCCGUUCGGCGGCUCUUGAAGGUGCCACACCACUUCAUCUCGCUGCAGCACAACUCUCUCUUGGCUCUGCUCGCCUCCUUGCCCGAUUGCCUCUUGCUCUUGCACCGCGUAACGACGGUUUAGAUCCAGAUGCCACAGGCGCCGACUUUGCACCGCUUGAUUCUCCGCUCAUGUGCAAGGAUGCGUUGGAUGCAGUGCUUCGAACACCCUAUGACUGUCUGCCACCAGCAAGAGAGCUACCCGAACCCCUCUCUAGCAUGCGUGAUCGAUUAGCUGAACUGUUGGGUCCCGCCGUUGAUAAGAAGACCAAGCUACAGUUGGCUUUUCUGGGCGCGGGCUGCACCGUCUCCUCAGGCUACCGUGUGUUGCCAACAGCCCCACAACACCUACUCCAAGGUUAUUUAGGGAGUGAGUUUGGCUCGCCUACACCCCAUCGCUCUCGUUCCACUGUGAGCCCAAUAUCAAGAGACCUACUUGCUCCGAAUAGGUCUAGGAGUCCUGGGGGCUCUAUUCUUCUUGGUCUCCUUGCCCCGGCUUGCAGUGCUACUGAAGUUGCCGCUCCCAUGCCUGCCGAAACCGGAGUCUUGUCGCCUAGAAGACCACGUAGGGCGACUGUUGCGUCCACGGAACCAAAUACACCCUUGGCAUCUCCGGCUAGGGUUCGUGGUUUGAAUGUUUCCCCACCUCCUCCAUCUCUACCUCUGACGGUUUCCUCAGCUACCGCUACUCCUGUCCACCACGCCCUUCCCUCUACCUCUGUCGUCUCUGCCAAGGUCACCUUACGGGCCAUGGGAUUGGCUCUGGGCGACAGAGUUUGUGUUGGGCCCGGCGGUGGUAGCAGUGAUGGGUCGACCAAGUUCACUGCAGCGACAGCUGCUACCAGCGGUCGAAUGGGUCGACUGAGGUACUGUGGACCAGUAGAAUUUGCGUCUGGGGUGUGGGUUGGCAUUGAACUGGAUGAGGCCUAUGGUAAAAACAACGGUUCAGUCAAUGGGGUAUCCUACUUUGAAUGCGCUACCAACCACGGAAUUUUCGCGCCCAUCGGUCGGGUGUACAAGGUCAGUAGAACGAGCGGACAGAUACGUCCAUGUUUUGUUGAGGCAAAUGGGAGACGCUCCACUCCAACGCCGUUGCAGAACAUCCCCGUUGAUGUGUCCCAUGUUGGCGCUAAAGUCGACACUGGUUUGCACAAGCCAUCCGCCACAGAGGAGUUUAAAAUCGGUGACUCGGUUCUGGUGGCGGGUCUACGACGUGGAACUAUUCGUUUUGUUGGUGAAACUCAAUUUGCUCCCGGCAUUUGGUACGGUGUGGAGUUGUCAAAGGCUGUGGGAAAAAAUGAUGGUUCUGUGGAGGGUGUUCGUUACUUCACAUGUGAACCGAAACAUGGUGUCUUUGCUCCGGCUCAGCGUCUACAACGACUUCCACCACGCAACCGAUCUUCGAUUCUUGCCAGCAACAACGAUAUGAGUCAAUCAGUGCAUGCGGACUUUUUGCCCGACUGUCAGCGUCGUCGUCCAGCAACUCCAGACUGUUCACGACGGUCUGACCUCGCCUUUACUGACAACUAUGCCUCUCUUGGACGCCCACGACCUUCUACUGCUUCUUUGAGGUCCUCAACUGGUGCGGAGGGUGGUCGUAGGUGGACCUCAGGUGCUGUUGAGGAAUUUCACUUGCAGGUCGGCAUGCAAGUGCUCUGCACGGGAGAACUUGGAACCCUUCGUUAUAUCGGUCCCGUGGACUUUACUGAUGGCUUGUGGUUGGGCGUGGAGCUUCGUGGACCGCAUGGUCGUCAUGACGGUGCAGUUGCAGGCCAUCGGUACUUUACUUGCACUCCCAAUCACGGUGUUUUGGUGCGCCCUUCACGUGUCACCUUCAGGGGCAUCAAUGCAGCCAAACUGCUGCCGCCUAACCUGGUGGCGGCCUUUGAAAAGCCGCAUGCCAAAUCGUUGGAUACUAGGUCUGUGCAAAGUCAUCCAUAA